AUGGAGUCGAGCAUAGUGGUGAAUGCUCGCUCGAAGACGGCCAAGAGGAGGACUGGCGAGGGCACCGCCUCCGCCAUUAAACUCCAUAAAAUGGAGGACUGGCAGAUGUUUCGUGUCUUCGACAGCAAGGCAGAGACGGAGGAGUCCGAUUCCGAGGAGGAGCGAAUCUUCGAGGCGGCCGUGCUGGGCGGUGCUGGGAAUGCGAACAACAACAAGGAGGAUGGCGAAAAGCUGCCCCCGAAAGCGGAGAAGAAGGCAGCAAAGGGAAAGACCGUUGGCAACCAAGCCAAGGAUCAUGUUUCCAAGGGGGCUUUGAAAAUCGUGGACGCAGACUCGCUGCUGCAGCAGCUGAUCGAGAACAAUGUGACGGCGACCUAUGCCGAAGCGAUGGUCAAGGACAUGGCUAAGCCGAUCGAGGAACUCAAAGCCGCUAUGCAGGAGCUGCAAAGCAGCAUUGGGAAGGUGCCCGAGGACCUGGGGAAAAAAACGCCGGCUGCUGUGCAGAGGCUCGCCAAGACUGGUGCGAGUGGAAAGUUCCUCAGCAAUGUGAAACGAGAUAUGCAGAGAGCAGCAGUGCCCCACCUGCACCACGUGAAGAUUGCUUUGAGAAACAAAGCCGGGGACAAUGUUGUGCCUACUGCAGUGCCAAUCAUUGCACCUCACGAGCUGGUGCCCUGGCUCAUAAGCAAUGAACUCUUGGUGCUGGACGACACAGCUGCAACAAAGUUCUGGGAGCAUCAUUCUGCUGUUGCUACUCCGGGUGUUUCCAAUUGCCGGAACUUCAAGGAUGGUUUUACUGUGCACCCAAUCUGCAUUUACGGCGACGAAGCUGAAUACACCCAGACCAAGCAGAAGAUAUUGGCCAUAUACAUUAGCUAUCUCGGCAAGACGCCGAGUCGCGACGUCAAUGGGCAGCCGUGGAACAGAACAUCUGAGCACAGUCGCUUUGCGGCAGCUUAUGCUAUGUUCAAGGCCUUCAAUGGAAGGGUGGUGACAAGCUGGCUGGCCCAUGAAACCCGUCUGGCGGCUGACAGCAAGAACACCCAGCGACUCCACCUGGCCGCCGUAGCACUCUUCCAUCUGCAUGACUGGUAUUGCAAAGUGGAGACAGCUGGUCGCUACCUCUCCACAACUGCGGUUUGGCAGAAAUCGGAACCGUUGUACUGUUGA
Molecule: messenger RNA, 1170 nt
Organism: Symbiodinium necroappetens
Lineage: Eukaryota; Dinophyceae; Suessiales; Symbiodiniaceae
Source: the annotation of a GenBank genome assembly